GUCCAUAGUGAACAAGGAAUGAGGAAACGCCGUUACCAAGGGGAACCUUUAGUCUACCCAACACUCGCUAUCAGUCAGUUGUUCAGGCUGAAUUAGGAAGAGAAUGGCAGGGACACCAUUGAUAAAUUCACGUUCGGUGUGUGCCUCGGCACCAGGAAAGGCAAUUCUCUUUGGGGAGCACGCGGUGGUGUACGGCGAACCAGCGGUGGCGGCGGCCCUCGACGAUUUGCGUAUAUUUGUCUUGUUUACGCCGACGUCCCACAACUCAACCCACGCUUCCGUCAUUCGCGUCGUUAUGCCCGAUUUGCCGACCCCGGUGGACUUUGCCUUACCCGUAUCGCUCUUUACCAGCAUGGAGUCCACCAAUACCCCACCGACUCCCGAUGACGCGACAGUUUUGGCACAGCUGCUCCACACAGCAGAUCCUACACUCGACGAUUUUAGUGUACAAGCACUCACGCCCGUCUUGUAUUUGUGCAAUCAAAUCUUGUUAAAGCCGUUGCGGUUUCGGUCCGAGUCGAACCCUAGUGCUGACGGUGGCUACGAAUUGUGGGUCCGCUCGCAGGAUUUGCCCGUCGGAGCAGGAUUGGGAUCGUCCGCCGCCUUUGGAGUUGCCUGUGCGGCAGCUUUGAUACAGUAUCGACAAAACUUGACGGCUACGCACGCGGGCACAGCUGCAGGUACAACAUCGACGAAUACGCCGAUACAGUACGGUCCACCGGACUCUGCCACACUUAGUGAGAUUGACCGCUACGCCUACUAUUCCGAAAUCCUGCUUCACGGAACGCCCUCAGGUAUUGACAACGCCGUCAGUGCGCAUGGUGGAGCAAUUAUCUUCACCAAAGACGUUGCGAGUACGAAUGGCACCGUUAAAAUGGAGCACUUGACCCCAUCCGACGAUUUGACCUUGUCCCUCGUCUACACGCACGUCCCGCGCAGUACCAAGACUUUGGUAGCCGGAGUACGUCAUUUCUAUCAACGACACGUAGGCUUUGUGACUUUGAUACUCGAAGCCAUGGGCGCGAUUGCCCGUGACUUUGAGCAAGCGAUUCGGGAUCGGACCAAUGCGCACCAUGGCGACCACGCCAGCGACUCGCAUGACUUUGGUGAACGCGUCUUGACCAUGGUUCGGACCAAUCAGUACUUACUGCAAGCCGUCGGUGUGUCCCAUCCCAGUCUCGACCACGUGUGUGCCGUGGUCCACGAGCACUUCCGGGACUACGGGGCGGCCAAAUUGACCGGUGCCGGUGGUGGGGGCUGUGCCUUCGUCUUGUGGAAGCCCGGCCUCGCGGCGGACGUUCUCGCCACGCAACGACAACGCUUACAAUACGCUCUGACGACGACCCUCACCCCAUCGCCACCGUACCGAUACCAGUGUCUGGCAUCCGUCGUGGGUGGGGAAGGAGUUUUGUUUCUCCCCGCUGGCGAUUUUCCGUGGGAUGCGACGACGCCGUCUUCCGCGACCCCUUCGCGAUCCGCGACCAAUGUCGGUCGACUGGUGAGUGCGCUCACAGUGAGCGCACUCGUGGCCACCACUUGGAUGGUUUGGAGGUCGAUUGGGACCAAGGCUAGGUGA
Molecule: messenger RNA, 1576 nt
Organism: Phaeodactylum tricornutum CCAP 1055/1
Lineage: Eukaryota; Bacillariophyta; Bacillariophyceae; Surirellales; Neidiaceae
Gene: MK
Product: mevalonate kinase
Exons: 1
Coding region: 104-1576 (490 amino acids)
Biological process (GO): isoprenoid biosynthetic process
Cellular component (GO): cytoplasm
Molecular function (GO): ATP binding; mevalonate kinase activity
Source: RefSeq, a predicted model, not a curated record